UCUGUGGUGGUGGUUUUGUUUUGCGUUUGAUUUGUAUUUUGAUAAAAAUAUUUUUUUCCAUUAUUUUUACUAUAGUGUGAAUGAAAAUAACUAGUUUAUAAGGUAUCUAAGGAAAAUAACUUAAAAAUAAAAUGAUUGAGUAGAAAAGGAACGUAGUAUUUGUCCUACAAGAAUUAUUAAAAAUUAAUGAUCGUGAAAGAGCGGCAUUCGGAAUCGGCAUUAGGGAAUUUCUUUUAUGUUAUUAAAUACCGAGAAAAACGGUAAAUUAGCCGUAAAGUAUUGCAGACAAAAUAAUAAAAGAAUUCCUAAAGUUCAUUUUAUAAUUUAAGCUUUAGUGUACAAUAAAACUGUCAAAGUGAAACUGAAAUAAUAUAAUGUUUUUUAUUGGAAUAUUUGUCCAUCUCGUGUUUUUGUUUUCUAUAUUUGAUAUAUACUUUAAGUCUCCUAUUGUGAACAAUGCCGUUACAUAUCAACCUCUACACGAGCCACCUGCUGACCGCUUGGUCCUGUUUGUUGUUGAUGGGUUGCGAGCUGAAUCAUUUGUGAAUUACACUACUAUGCCUUAUCUGAGACAUGUAGCAAACAACCAUGGACGGUGGGGAAUCUCUCAUACCAGAGUACCAACAGAAUCUCGGCCAGGCCAUGUGGCUAUCAUAGCAGGUUUUUAUGAAGAUCCUUCUGCAAUUGCAAAAGGUUGGAAAGAGAACCCAGUUGAUUUUGAUUCUGUGUUUAACCAAAGUAAAUACACAUGGUCGUGGGGCACAUAUGAUAUUGUAGAAAUAUUCACAAAGGGUGCAGUGAAGAAUAAUAUCUUUGUUGAGAAAUUUGAUCCGUACGACCAGUCUUUCAGCUCUGAUAAAAAUACAACACUGUUAGAUGACUGGGUCUUCACAAAAGUUAAAAGUUUUUUCCUAAAAGCACAACAUGAUAAUGACUUGAGGGAAAAGUUGCAAAGCAAGAAAAUAGUAUUUUUCCUUCAUUUGUUAGGAACAGAUACAUCUGGCCAUACCCAUAAACCAAAAACAAAAAAUUUUUUAACGACUAUAAAGUUUGUAGAUGAGAAUAUCAAAGAAAUUGAACAAAUCAUAAAAGAUUUUUACAAUGAUGAUGGCAAAACGACAUUUCUAAUGACUUCUGAUCAUGGCAUGACAGACUGGGGUUCGCAUGGAACAGGUGAUGAUGAUGAAACAAAGACUCCAUAUGUCUUAUGGGGUGCAGGAGUACAAACGGUACAAGAUAAUCUGAAACAGUUAGAUCCAGAGACUGUUUCAAUGUUGUUAGAACACCGAUAUGAUAUAAACCAAGCAGACUUAACACCAUUGAUGUCCAGUUUUCUAUCUAUACCUGUGCCAGUUAACUCUGUUGGUCAGCUACCAAGUGGAUUGCUUCAAAUGUCACUUCCGAACAAAGCUAAAGCCAUUUACAGUAAUUGUAGACAAAUGAUUUCCCAGUAUAAUAAAAAGAGGUUAGACGUUGAAGCCAGUGCUAUCUCAGUACUCUACCAACCAUUUGAACCAUUCGACGGAAAGAAAGUACAAGAGAUUAUUAGCUUUACAGAGAAAUUAUUGCAGGAUGAACAAUAUGAAAAAGUUGUAAAACUCAGUGAAGAGAUUAUGCAUUUGAGUCUUAGUGGUCUCAAUUAUUAUCAUAAUUACUACCAAAAACCAUUACUUUUUACAGUUACUCUCUCAUUUAUAGGCUGGAUAAUGUGCCUUCUUAAAUUUUUAAUUGAACAAAAAAUGUUUGCUCAAACAGAAAUGACAAGGAAUAAGAAUUACAACUUAAUAAGUACUAGUAAAACUGCAGAUGUUAUUAUAAAAGUGUUUUCUGUCUUUGCAUCGAUACUGCUAUCUCUUAUGAUACAAGUUCAAGGUUUACCAGUUCAGUAUCACAUUUACUUCUUGAUGCCAAUAUUUCUAUGGAUGUAUGCUUUAACACCUGUCAAUUUGUGGAUACAAACUUUGUACUUGUUGAAGAAUAGGAGGAGAAUCUAUUUACUGGGCAUAGAAAUACUUUGUUAUACUUUAGGAUCUAUGGCUUUGGGGUUAGCGCUAACACAUAGAUGGGUGUUGAGUGUCCCACUGUUGGGGAUGGGCCUGUGGCCAUUCUUCGCAGCAUCAAUACAAAGCUUGCCAAAGUGGGUGUGGUUUGCAUGGCCAUUUGGAUGUGUUUCACUGAGUAUAUUCUCUUUCAUGUCUGUGAUAGGAAAAGAUACUUAUAUUGAAUUAGUUGUUUCAGCUGGAAUAAUUUGGUUAUUGAUACACAGUUUGUUUAUUUGGAGAUUCCUACUCUCAAACAGUGCAGAUCAAGAUGCCAUGAGGGAGCUGAUUAUAAGUAUUAUUCAGAUAUUCACUUUAGCAGCAUCACUUCAAGCUAUAUAUGUGCAAUCAAAGAGGUUUGAAGAUCAUUUACCGGUUUCACAAACUCUUCAAUCUAUGUGUUGGAUUAUAUCAGUAUUGCUUCCACUUAUUCCACUGUUGUACACCAAAAAGUUUAUAAAUCGUCUCUUGGGAAUAAAUACAGCUAUUCUCAAUUUCUAUCUUCUUUUGUCUGUGGCGCAUGAAGGCUUGUUUAUGGUGACUAUGAUACUCAAUGUGAACUGCUGGAUGUUUAUUGAAUUUAAACUUAUUAAUUUAUCGAAUAUAAAGAUAGAUGAGUGUACAUUUGAAGAAGACAACUCGAAGAGAGAAAAGCAUUUGGCUUGUAUAGAUCGCAGUGUCAGCAGUCAGGACUUCAGGAGAGCUUUUUUCUUUACAUUGUAUAUAAUUUUAGCUUAUUUCGGCACAGGCAACAUAGCAUCACUCAAUUCCUUUGAAAUUCGAUGGGUGUUGUGCUUUACAACUUCCUUUCGGCCAUUUAUUAUGACAACUUUGAUAUUAUUGAAAACACUCUCUCCAUUUUUAAGUGUGGCUUGUUCGUUUAGAGCUAUUCAAUAUUUAACUAAGGCUCCUUCGGGAUGCUUAAAUAUAGUGGUGCUAAUAUAUUCGAAUAUAAUGGGACUCCACAUGCUCUAUCAUGUAAGGAAUACGGGAAGUUGGCUGGAGAUAGGCACGUCAAUAUCUCAGUAUAUUAUUGUACAAUUAAUUACUUUAUUUAUUGUUUUAAUUAAUCAAAUAGCAAAAGUACUAACUGAAGUCGAAAUUCACAACUCAAUUUUAACUAAAUUGUUUAAAAACAGAAAGAAAUAUGUGUAAUUUUUUUUUCUUCAAUUUUAUAAUAAAGUUCCUAUUUUAUAAAAA
Bicyclus anynana (squinting bush brown) is the source of this 3239-nucleotide messenger RNA. RefSeq names its product GPI ethanolamine phosphate transferase 1 (gene PIG-N). The coding region runs from base 375 to 3194 and encodes 939 amino acids. The transcript is spliced from 12 exons. NCBI's taxonomy places the organism in Eukaryota, Metazoa, Arthropoda, Insecta, Lepidoptera, Nymphalidae. Gene Ontology annotation, biological process: GPI anchor biosynthetic process. Gene Ontology annotation, cellular component: endoplasmic reticulum membrane. The record is from RefSeq and is a predicted model, not a curated record. Gene Ontology annotation, molecular function: mannose-ethanolamine phosphotransferase activity.